AGUUUGAGACAGAUGGAGCAGUUUGCUCAUUAGUGGAACCAAAGUGCCUUCUGACAGCUGCAGAAGGCUCACCCACAGUUACACAAGUCAUUUGAUUGUUAUAAUUGCAGAAAAGGUUGAACAACUAAAUGUUAAAGGUAGUGUCAUUUUUCUCCAUGCUCGACCCAUUAGUUUGUUUUAAAAAGGUUCUGCAGAACAACAAUUUAAAAGAAUGUCUGUUUUUGUUAGUUAGUAAAUUGUUUAUUUACUAAUAGUUUUUUCAAUUGCACAUUUUCUGAGAUCAUUAUAAGGUUUUUCUUUUGUUUAAGGAGGCAAACUAACAAUGUUGUUGACAAUUGUUUUUUGCUUUUUCCCACCCAAAAAACUUUUAAUCAUUUAUGAAAAGAAGAAGUUCCACAGGUUGAUAAGUCACAUGACUCAUAUGUCUGCUGUUAAAACACCAUGAUAUAGUUUUACUCUUAAAGAAGGUCAAAGACAAAUGGAAUAUUGGAAGAAACUGAAAUAUUCACAGUAAAUGGACAGUAAUAUAAAAAACUGGCACAAAGUAAAAAAUAUGUGUUGAAGAAUUAAUCACUUAAAAGUUUUGCUUUUUACUUUUUUCCCCUUAUAUUUUAGUUUUCCCACCAAAAAAAAAAAAAAAAAAACUCAAACGCUUGUUUCCGCCCUCUAAUCAAUAGUGUUGGUAAUGACACACUGGAAGCAGCCAGGGUCAUCCAGAACCUCCUCCACAGCGGGGCAGCAGGAAGCACUGGCCCACAGGCUCUGACAACAGCCAAGACAGAAGAUGGAGAACAGGGAUGCUCGCCUUCUCGCUGGGGUGCUGUUUCUGGCUGCAUGGUUUCACCUGGAGGCUGCAGCAGACAUGCUAAAAGUGGAUGUUGCCCAGGAUGGAGGAAGCAGUGGUGACACCAUCAGCCACUCCCUGACUCUGGUGCAGCGUCUGGAAGCUCUCCUGGUUCAGGGCAAUGGAAGCGACGUGUCUCUGCGGGUGGAGACGCCCAAAGCAGACGAGGUGAAGGUGUUCCAGGCUCACUCUCUAGUGCUCUCCCUGCAGAGCCCUGUGUUUGAAGAGAUGCUGCUGAGCCGCAACAGCAGCACGCUGGUGCUGAGGGAAAGCUCUGACUGUGCUGCCGUGUUUGACAAGUUUAUCAGAUAUCUGUACUGUGGAGAGAUUUCUUUGCAUCCAGACCAGGCCACCUCCCUGCACAAACUUGCAACUAAAUACCAGGUGUUCAGUCUCCAACAGGGAGUGACCCACUACAUGACCCAGAAUCUGGCCAGACACUCCCGGACGGGUCAUGUAGCGAGCUGGUAUGAGUAUGCCUUGAAAGCAGAAGAUGUGAUGCUGAGGGACAGCUGUCUGCAGUACUUGGCCUGGAAUCUGUCAUCUGUGCUGCAGAGUGGUGAGUGGGUGACCAUCAGCAGCCAGCUGCUCAUGACCCUUCUGCAGCGCUCAGACCUCAUCCUGCAGAGUGAGAUGGAGCUCUUCGCAGGGCUGGAAGCCUGGAUUAUCCAGAACGAGCCGGAUGGUCUGACGGCCGAAAAUGCUUUGAGGGCUGUGCGUUACGCUAUGAUACCACCAAGAGAGCUCUUCCGGCUGCAGACCCAGUCCACAGUUCUGGCUCGCUAUCAGGAGUCGGUGCGAGACCUUCUCUACAUGUCUUACCAGUUUCAUUCAGCUUCACCUCUGCAAAUGGCCAAAUUCUUUGAUGUGAACUGCAGCCUCUUCGUACCCAGGAACUACCUCUCUCCUGUGUGGGGGGCACCCUGGAUCAUCAACAACCCCACACGAGAUGACCGCAGCACCAGCUUCCAGACCCAGCUGGGACCCAGCAGCCAUGAUGCAAACAAGCGGGUGACGUGGAACGCCUUGUUCUCGCCCCGCUGGCUACCCCUCAGCAUGAGGUCGAUGUACUCAGAAACGGGCGCUAUGCAGCCAACGCGGGUGGAAGGGGGCCGUCCUCGCAUCAUCAUCACUCCAGCCACGUCCAGUGCUGACUUUGCUGGAGUGAACUUUCAAAAGACGGUGCUUGUAAUGGCUCAGCAGCAGGCAAGGCUGGUGGUGAAGCAUGUGUACAAUUUCCACCAAAGCACAGAAGAAAAUGGAGACUUCUUGGCUGAAGCCGACCUGUACCGCCGGACAUCCGAGUAUCUCAUCGACAGCUCCCUCCUCCUCCACAUUGUGGUGAAACCAAUGUACCAAACCCUCAUAACCACAAAGAAGUGACCAUGCCAGACUCCCCGCUCAGAGAUAGACCGCUCAGUCCUGUUCCAGGAUCUGAACUCGUUUAGUGGCAUGAAGCUCCUGUUUUGAUGGUGAACAACCAGAUCAUAGUUGAUGUGCUAUGAAGGGAACUGUGAAGACAUUUGUUUAAAAAAAGGUUUUAAAACAAAACAAUUACUUACCACUUUAUGGAGAAACAUGGAGGGGUGUUUUAUUGGAACAAAAAGAAAAUUCUUCAUCUUGUCUUUGUUUUCCUCUCAUUAAUUACCUCGUAUUUAAAUAUUCUUAAUUCAGCUGUUUUAUAAACAGUACAGAUUUUUUGAUUGAAUCAAAAUAAAUUAGUGAAUCUUUAUAAACAAUGUAAGACAACUGAAUUUUCUCCAGGAAAUAUUGUCGGUGAGAAAAGCCAAGAACAUCUUCAGAUGAAGGUUUGUUCCUACCAUGAUGUCUGUCUUUUCUGAAUACUGGUGCUAUUGACAAACGUCUUUAACAUGAAGGUUCACAUGUACUGUUCCAGUGAGGGAUGGUGGUUGCUUAAACAGGGCAACACAUUAGUCAUCAUUAAACUCUCAUCACCAGCAGUUCUUUUUUUUUUUUUUACAUUUUUACAUGAGUCUUUAAAUUCUGUGUCAUAAAAA
Molecule: messenger RNA, 2862 nt
Organism: Oryzias melastigma (Indian medaka)
Lineage: Eukaryota; Metazoa; Chordata; Actinopteri; Beloniformes; Adrianichthyidae
Gene: btbd17a
Product: BTB/POZ domain-containing protein 17
Exons: 3
Coding region: 785-2227 (480 amino acids)
Molecular function (GO): protein binding
Source: RefSeq, a predicted model, not a curated record